Cornus florida is the source of this 2180-nucleotide messenger RNA. Its product is annotated as LIMR family protein At5g01460. The transcript is spliced from 14 exons. Bases 217 to 1746 code for a protein of 509 amino acids. The record is from RefSeq and is a predicted model, not a curated record. NCBI's taxonomy places the organism in Eukaryota, Viridiplantae, Streptophyta, Magnoliopsida, Cornales, Cornaceae.
GUCACUGGGGAAACCCCUACCCCUUCUCUCUCUGCUUUUGUAAGAACCUCUCAAAACCAGAUCUACGAAGCCUCGUUCUAAUUCAAAUUACACAAACACGAACCCUAAUUUAUUCAAAUCUACUCCGAUUCGAGCCAUUUAAAUCACAGCAUAACGAAACCCUAAUUUAUCCAAAUCGAUUCGAAUCGACUCUGAUUCGAAUCGUGAGCACUAACAAUGGGCGAUUUCAACCUCGCUCUCGUGAUCGUAGCCAUAGUAGUCUGCGUCUUGGUUUUCCUCUUCAAUGUCUACCUCCUCGUCAACUACCAACACCCCGACGAUGCCAACCAGGCUUACUUCCCCAAAUUCGUCGUUGUCUUGGGCCUCUCCGUCGCUGCAAUCUCCAUCCUGAUGUUACCGGCCGAUGUUGCCAACCGGCAGGCUUGCCGGCACGCGAUUUACAACGGCGCAUGUAACCUCACCUUGCCGAUGAAGGAUCUGUGGCUCGCCAUUUACAUUCUCGAUGCUAUUCUGGUCUUCUUCGUCAUACCGUUCGCUAUGUUCUACUACGAAGGCGAUCAGGACAAGAGCAUCGGCAAACGGAUUAAAAGCGCAUUGUUGUGGGUGAUAAUUACAGCUAUUGUUUGUGGUCUAGUGCUCGGAAUCUUGUAUGGGCUUGUUGGAAAGGUGGAUUUCACUGUUAGGCAUCUCUCUUCAGCCACUACUUCCUUUCCAAGUACAUGGGACUUCUCUAGUAGUCAACAAUGCAUUGGAAGCGGUGCACGGCAGUGUUCAGCAUAUACUGCAAGUGCUUCGUCAGAGAAAACAUGGACUAUGCAGACUACCUUCCCAGAAUACGUUGUUGCUCUUGCUACAAUUGUUGGAUCUGUUCUUUUCUCUAUAUUUGGCGGUGUUGGCAUUGCUUGUCUGCCAUUAGGACUUAUAUUUUCAUUUAUUAGGCGUCCAAAGGCUGUUAUCACUCGUUCACAGUAUAUCAAGGAAGCAACUGAGCUAGGUAAAAAAGCAAGAGAAUUGAAGAAAGCAGCUGAUGCACUUCAUCAGGAAGAAAGGAGUGGUUCUAAGGGAAGAAAAUGGCGUAAAAAUGUUAAGGCAGUUGAAAAGGAGUGUCUUCUUCUGGAAGAAGAUGUGAAAGCUUUAGAAGAGAUGUACCCUCAAGGUGAAAAGGCUGAGACUGCUUGGGCUAUGACUAUUCUUGGCUACUUGGCCAAGCUUGUGUUGGGAGUUUUAGGGUUGAUUGUUUCAGUGGCUUGGGUUGCACAUAUUAUAAUAUAUCUAUUAAUUAACCCUCCUUUUUCCGCGUUCCUGAAUGAAGUUUUUAUCAAGUUGGACGACGUAUGGGGUCUUCUGGGCACCGCAGCAUUUGCAUUCUUCUGCUUCUAUCUUUUGAUUGCUGUAAUUGCUGGGGCAAUGAUGCUUGGCUUGAGAUUAGUUUUCAUUACUAUUCAUCCAAUGAAGUGGGGAGCCACUCUUAUGAAUUCUUUUCUUUUUAAUGUGGGACUCAUUCUCCUUUGCUCCAUCAGUGUGAUUCAGUUUUGUGCCACAGCAUUUGGAUACUAUGCUCAAGCUACUGCUGCACAAGAAAUAUUUGGUCACACGUUGCAAUCUCUUCGUGGAAUCAAAUAUCUGUACAAGUAUAAUGUGUUUCAGAUUGCAUUUAUUGUCCUAGCUGGUCUGACGUUUGUGUAUUAUGCGGCAUUUGGAUGGAGAAGAAGAAAACCCAGUGGCAGGUUCCAACUAUCCAGUUGAAGCAUGUAUUGCCAUGAAGAGCAUGCACCAAACUCGAUCAUUUGAAAUUCUGAGUUCUAUCAUUUAUGUGGAAUGAUUUCUGAUUUUCGGUUGCAUAUGGCCUAGUUUUGUUGAAAGAAUUUGAUCCAAUUGCUGCAGUGGAAGUGGUGAGGUGAGUGCUGCCGCUGCCGCUGUACCUACUCGUUUCCCCACCUUUUGUAUGUAUCAUUCCUAGUUUGAUUUGUGUUAUAUGUUGGCUUGGGCACGCAGUAGUUUCUUUAGUGCACAUGGUGACUGAUUUUAAGAAUUACGGAUUUGAUGUAAUAUAUAGUCAUCAAGAACAAAAAAGAAAAUUUACGAGGUUCCUUUCCAUGUCCCAUGUUUUUAUGUGCGGAAGUGCCUUAAACUUGGUGUUUUCUUUCUUGUGAAAUCUAUCAGAUGGUGGUCUGGAUUUA